This is a messenger RNA of Elephantulus edwardii (Cape elephant shrew), 1468 nucleotides long. It is a transcript of the gene MATCAP1, whose product is annotated as KIAA0895-like ortholog. The coding region runs from base 51 to 1466 and encodes 471 amino acids. The transcript has 6 exons. The record is from RefSeq and is a predicted model, not a curated record. Lineage: Eukaryota; Metazoa; Chordata; Mammalia; Macroscelidea; Macroscelididae.
ACAGUGAAGGGUGUUGGAGUGACCCAGCUGGAUGUGACCCCCAGGACAGAAUGGUACUGGACUCAGGGGCCCAGGUGUAUGAGCAAGCACCCUCUAGCCCACCUGCUAGUCCCCUGUCCCUGCGUACCAGGCUGAAGGCCUCAGACAGAGAUGGACCACCACUGUUCCCCUGGUCUCGGCCCCUGCCCUUGCCCCUGGCUCUGUCAGUCCCGUCAGCACUGCAGCCCCAGCCUGAGGCACUGACCCUCUCAGAGCUGCGUCUUGGCCACCGCAGCCACAUGCGUCGUAGCGAGAGCACGUGCACUGUGAACAAUGCUGGCCGCCAAGGGCGCAGUAUCCAGGGCCGAACCCCAUCUGGACGAGGACGGGACCCAGGAGGGGGCACCCUGCGGUCUGCAGCCUCCCUCCCUCACAUUGCUAAGACCCGGAAGGAUGCAGGCCGUGGUGUCAACAAGAGCCCCUGCAUGCUAGUGGCCCUGCGACCAACCAACAUGGACAGCGAGCGGGACAAGUUCUUCCAGUCCCAUUUCACCUACAACCCGCAGUUCCAGUAUCAGGAGCCCAUGCCCACAGCAGUGCUGCAGAAGUACUGCGAGGCCUCAGGGCAGUUCAUCCACCAGGCAGUUGGCAUCAUCGAGGCUGUCCUGGAGAAGUUUGGCACCUAUGAGCACUUUGAGGCUGCCACCGGGGGCCAGUUGCUGACCAAGUGCCAGAUUUGGUCGAUAGUUCGCAAAUACAUGCAGAAGGAGGGCUGCGUCGGGGAGGUGGUAGUGCAGCUGACUGAGGACCUGCUGUCCCAGGCGGUGAUGAUGGUGGAGAACAGCCGGCCCACGCUGGCCAUCAACUUGACGGGAGCCCGCCAGUAUUGGUUGGAGGGCAUGCUGCGGCAUGAAAUAGGCACGCACUACCUGCGGGGCGUGAACAACGCGCGCCAGCCUUGGCAUAACGCAGAGGGUCGGGUGCAGUAUGGGCUGCGGCCCGCCAACCCCACGGAGGAGGGCCUGGCCAGCCUGCACAGCGUGCUGUUCCGGAAGCAGCCCUUCCUGUGGCGCGCUGCCCUGCUCUACUACACCAUCCACCGUGCUGCCUGCAUGUCCUUCCGUCAGCUCUUCCAGGACCUGGCGCGCUACGUGCAGGACGCAGACGUGCGCUGGGAGUACUGCGUUCGCGCCAAACGUGGCCAGACCGACACCUCGAAGCCAGGUUGCUUCAGCAAAGACCAGGUGUACCUGGACGGCAUCGUGCGCAUUCUGCGGUACCGUCAUGCCAUUGAUUUCCCUCUACUGACCUCACUGGGCAAGGUAUCCUAUGAGGAUGUGGACUCCCUGAGGCCUCACGGGGUGCUGGACCAGACCCGUGUGCCCCACUUCAUGCAGGACCUGGUGCGCUACCGGCAACAGUUAGAACACAUCAUGACCACCAACCGGCUGGAUGAAGCGGAGCUGGGCCGGCUGUUGCCCGACUGAUG